ACUCGCACGCAUUUUCCUACUGGACGCUGCGCCGUAUUGUGACGUGUUUUCGCGAAAUGUGAACGGACGAAUUGUUAUAACAGAAAUUUCAUAAUUUUAAAAGUAAAAAUAUAUUGAGCCUCGAACAAUCGUAAUGCAUUAAGAUAUCGUCGAUUAAUUUUAUAUUUAUGUUGAUACAAAAUUAUAGACGCGCGCGGACAACUGCGCUGCAACUUGUUAAUGGCGCACUCCGCGAGGUGGCGCACGUGUGCAAUGAUUUGCCGUUCGCUGUGUCAGUCUUACGGAAGAGGAGGUUUGCUUAGCAUUUAGGAAAAAUAUUUCGUUAAGAAAAUGACGUGUGUCUCAAAUUUCUGUGCUCGCGUAUCGUGAUACGUCAUAGAAUUAUUCCUUUCAGUGUCCGGCAAGUUUAUUCGUGGCAGUUUGUUUCGUUUUUUUCCCUCUCUUCGUCUUUCUCUUUCUUUGUGUGCUCGAGUGUAUCUUAGGGACCUGUAGCUAACCUAAAUAUUCGACAGCCGUAACGUAAUUUCUCUGUGACACGUCGCCAACGAAUACUUCGUUAUUGGUCCUUGAAAACUAUAGUGUGAAUGAACGUGGACAGUCAUUGAACAGAUAAGAUAUUAGUGACGUAUUAAUAUAGAGGUAACCAUGGAGGACGGCCAUUGCAAAACAGUGGAAGAAGUAUUAGAGUACUUUAGCGUCGAUCCUGAUAAAGGAUUAUCUAUUGAUCAAGUUAAGAGGAAUCAGGAGAAAUAUGGUCUCAAUGAAUUGCCGGCCGAGGAGGGAAAGUCCAUAUGGCAACUCGUCCUGGAGCAAUUCGACGACCUUCUAGUUAAGAUUCUUCUAUUAGCCGCUAUUAUUUCUUUUGUAUUAGCUUUAUUUGAAGAGCACGAAGAUGCGUUCACGGCCUUCGUCGAGCCCUUCGUUAUUUUGCUCAUCCUGAUCGCCAACGCCGUGGUCGGUGUGUGGCAGGAACGCAACGCUGAAUCUGCGAUCGAGGCGUUGAAGGAGUACGAGCCCGAGAUGGGCAAAGUGUUGCGUAUGGACAAGCCCGGUGUCCAGAGGAUUCGUGCCAAGGAGAUCGUGCCCGGCGAUGUGGUGGAAGUGUCCGUCGGUGACAAGAUCCCUGCCGAUAUCCGUCUAACCAAGAUCUUCUCGACCACCCUCAGGAUCGACCAGUCUAUCCUGACCGGUGAAUCAGUCUCGGUUAUCAAGCAUACGGACCCUGUUCCCGACCCACGUGCCGUCAAUCAGGACAAGAAGAACAUCUUGUUCUCCGGCACGAACGUAGCCGCGGGCAAAGCUCGCGGUGUGGUGAUCGGAACGGGGUUGAACACCGCUAUCGGUAAGAUUCGUACCGAGAUGUCCGAGACGGAGGAGAUCAAGACGCCCCUUCAGCAAAAGCUGGACGAGUUUGGUGAACAAUUGUCUAAGGUUAUCUCCGUAAUCUGCGUGGCUGUCUGGGCCAUCAAUAUUGGACACUUCAACGAUCCCGCCCACGGUGGAUCGUGGAUCAAGGGCGCCAUCUACUAUUUCAAGAUUGCCGUUGCUCUUGCCGUAGCCGCCAUUCCCGAAGGUUUGCCGGCUGUGAUCACCACUUGUUUGGCUUUGGGCACGCGUCGUAUGGCGAAGAAGAAUGCCAUCGUCCGAUCCUUGCCAUCCGUCGAGACCCUUGGCUGUACCUCUGUCAUCUGCUCGGACAAGACUGGUACAUUGACUACCAAUCAGAUGUCUGUCAGCCGUAUGUUCAUCUUCGACAAGAUCGAGGGGAACGACAGCAGCUUCCACGAGUUCGAGAUCACCGGCUCCACCUACGAGCCGGUCGGUGAGAUAUUUUUGAGAGGAAAGAAGAUCCGCGGCCAAGAUUACGAGACGCUCCACGAGAUUGGCACUAUCUGUAUCAUGUGUAACGAUUCCGCCAUCGAUUUCAACGAGUUCAAACAAGCAUUCGAGAAAGUAGGCGAGGCAACGGAGACCGCCCUCAUCGUUCUCGCGGAGAAAAUCAAUCCUUACGGUGUCUCGAAGAGCGGGUUGGACAGGCGUAACGCGGCCAUCGCUGUAAGACAAGACAUAGAGACGAAAUGGAAGAAGGAAUUCACCUUGGAAUUCUCUCGCGAUCGUAAAUCUAUGUCUUCUUACUGUUCGCCCUUGAAACCGACGAAAUUGGGCACCGGGCCGAAACUCUUCGUCAAAGGCGCCCCAGAGGGUGUGCUGGACAGGUGCACGCACGCUCGUGUCGGAUCUACCAAGGUUCCUCUUACAUCCACUUUGAAGAACCGUAUCUUGGAUCUGACUCGCCAAUACGGUACUGGCCGAGAUACCCUUCGCUGUCUUGCCCUUGCCACUGCUGACCACCCGAUGAAACCUGACGAUAUGGAUCUUGACGAUUCCACGAAAUUCUACACGUACGAGAAGGAUCUCACGUUCAUCGGUGUCGUUGGUAUGCUCGACCCACCUCGCAAGGAAGUGUUCGACUCCAUUGCCAGGUGUCGUGCCGCUGGUAUCCGUGUAAUAGUCAUCACUGGAGACAACAAGGCUACCGCAGAAGCUAUCUGCAGACGUAUAGGUGUGUUCGGUGAAAACGAGGACACGACCGGGAAGUCGUACUCUGGACGCGAGUUCGACGAUCUUCCUCCGUCGGAACAGAAGGCCGCCUGCGCCAGGGCUCGUCUAUUCUCACGUGUGGAACCUGCUCACAAGUCUAAGAUCGUUGAGUUCUUGCAAAGUAUGAACGAAAUCUCGGCUAUGACUGGUGAUGGUGUAAAUGACGCACCCGCCUUGAAAAAAGCCGAGAUUGGUAUUGCUAUGGGUUCUGGAACCGCUGUUGCGAAAUCCGCAUCUGAGAUGGUAUUGGCCGACGACAAUUUCUCUUCCAUUGUCGCGGCUGUUGAGGAAGGUCGUGCGAUCUAUAACAAUAUGAAACAGUUCAUUCGUUAUCUGAUCUCUUCCAAUAUUGGUGAAGUCGUAAGUAUAUUCUUGACUGCCGCCCUUGGUCUUCCCGAAGCUCUAAUCCCUGUACAACUUUUGUGGGUCAAUUUGGUCACUGACGGUCUUCCAGCUACUGCGCUUGGUUUCAAUCCACCCGAUUUGGACAUCAUGAGCAAGCCUCCCCGUAAAGCCGACGAAUCUCUUAUUUCUGGCUGGUUGUUCUUCCGCUAUCUGGCUAUUGGCGGAUAUGUAGGUGCUGCGACUGUUGGCUCAGCUGCAUGGUGGUUCCUGUACAGUCCGAAUGGCCCACAGAUGAAUUAUUACCAAUUGACUCAUCAUUUAGCGUGCAUGGGUGGUGGCGAGGAAUUCAAGGGCCUUAACUGUAAGAUUUUCACAGAUCCUCAUCCCAUGACGAUGGCUCUGUCUGUACUCGUAACCAUUGAAAUGUUGAACGCUAUGAACAGUUUAUCUGAAAAUCAAUCUCUCAUCACUAUGCCGCCCUGGUCUAACAUGUGGCUCAUUGCCUCCAUGGCUCUUUCUUUCACACUUCACUUUGUCAUCCUUUACGUCGAUGUCCUUUCGUCUGUAUUCCAAGUUACCCCACUGACGAGCGAGGAGUGGGUUACCGUUAUGAAGUUUUCCAUUCCAGUGGUACUUCUCGACGAAACCCUAAAGUUCAUUGCCAGAAAGUUUACAGAUGCAUCUGGAGUGAUCAAGACGUCAAAACUGGAAUUGUCCGCUUCGUUGCUAACGUGUGAACGCAGAGAAUGUGCAUGAAGUUCAGAAAUUAAUGGAUCUCAAUGUUUGAACCUGUCUAUUAUUAUGUCUUCCUCCCUUCGACGAGUAAUUGCAUGCACAAUUGUAUUCUACCAAUGGUACAUCCCAACUAAAAGAAAGGAAAAAAAAAUAUUCACUCACCUCGUAGAACAAUCACUGUCAAUGGUUAGCAAAUCCUGCUGUGCUUCACCUAACUCAUCUCCACGAUGAUACUCAAUUGUUUCACCUUACAACUCUAUUAAUCAAUAUUUAGCCUGGUUCUCAAGUAAGACUCAACUACAACUAUUUACAGGUAAAGAAUAAAAUUUAUAUAUAUAUAUAUUUUUUUUUAAUUGUCAUUGUUAUAAAUUAUGUUGGCACGGCAGGAUCAUUCUAACAUCUUUGCACUAUCAUUGCAUCCACGCUAUUAUCUUUACGUAUACCUUAUUGGGUGUAACUUAUAUAUAUAUAUAUUUGAAUGAUUAAUACCACGUAAUAGAUUUGUAAUAUUAUUAAUUUAUUAGACAAGGAUUGUAAGAGUUUGUGCUCGUAAGAAAAAAAAUCGAACUUUACGAUCAAUGACUUCUCACAAUCCAUGUCUCGUCGUAUUAAUCUCGUCCUUCUCUUAAUAUGGUAGUCUGAAAACGAGAACGCUCGAUGAGAAGGUACAUGUUCGUUCCUAUUAGCGACAAUGAUAGUUUAUGAACGAUUCGAGGCAUUCGAGUCUCACGAUUUAACUCUUUCAUUAUAGAAUUAGGUAAGUAGAGGAAGAUAGUCUAAGUAAAUUUGAAUAAAUGAAGAAUUUGUAUGAAAGUAUGCGUUUUUAGACAAAUAAAUAAUAUUAACUUUAAUGAAUUUUCAAUAAGUCGAUAGAAAUAAUCCAUCGUAAUGAAAGAGUUGACAUCAAUACGAAACGUUCAUUGUCCAACAAUCUACAUUCCUUGCAAAGAUAAUUAUGAUUAAUAUGUAAUAUAAUUGAUAAUGAAAAAAAAAAAUUAUUUUAACUGUAACGAACUAUCCCGAACAGUAAAUGUUAAAAUCUCUAAUAAUAAAUCUACCUUCUUUACUCUAAACGUUAGCUCUGUUCUUUAUCAACAGAACAAAUAGACUUCUUUUAAAAUAAUCAGAAUUAAUAUAUAUAGUUGAUUGUUAUAAUUAAUACAACAUAAAUAUGUUGUUAAAUCUUGAAUUUGAUCAAUUCUUGCCACGUUAUUGAAGACUAAUGAAACAUUGUCCAAUCUAACCUAACAUUUAUAUUCUGCCUUGUAGAUACUUUCAUAUGCCAUCAUCAAUUACUAUUUGUUCGUGUUGUUAUUUUAACAACAUAGUUAACGGUGUUGAAAUGUCGAGCAAUGUUUCGAAUUCAGACUUGCCAUCAGAGACAGAAACACACAUUCUAUAUUAUAAUACACGCGCCACAUGCGAACAAUGGAAGAUCCGGUGUCAUCACGAGUAUACGUGGGCCUUUUUAACGCAUCUAACUGUCUCUUAAUCAUUUCUCUCAUUCGAGGUUUUAUAAAUCAUACGGCAUUAGGAAGAUACCAGAAGAUAAAUAAGUAUCGUUCGGCCAAAUCUCUUUUUGUUUCUUUUUUUUUUUUUUUUUUUUUUUUUUUUUUUUCUUUUUUUCUCUUGCGAGAAAGGAAAGCGAAAAAUAGUUAAAAAAUUGAAAACCUGCUUCUCGACCAUAUGCAAAUGCAAUAAGACUGACGAUGUGGCUUUGAGAAGCGGUUUUAUGUGUGCUUUUUUUUUCUUUUUGCGUGUAGAAAAGACGAGACAAGAAGACGUUUCUCUCUUUUUUGCCCGUAUAAUUUUUUUUUCUCUCUCUCUCUUUGUAUGUCCACCAUGUUCGUACGACGCGACGAGUGCAUAAUUAAUUUAAUUCUACGUAGCGUCAUCCGCAAUGUUUACAAUUAGUGUAAUAUAUAUAAAUAUAUAUUAAUUAUCGGUUAGGGUGUGAUACUUUUGGUAUAGGCAUAAUUAAACUUAAUUAGAUCCAUGAUGCAAAAAUCCGUGAAAAAAAAAAGAAAAAGAAAAAAAGAAAAGAAAAAUAAUUUGUACUAUUUAAUCGUCCAUGCGUUUGGGAUGCAGCGUUGAAGCGUGCGCAUACCCUUUGCAUCGCUUUUUUUUUUAUUUUCAUUUUCAUUCGUUUCUCUUCCUUCUAUACCUUAUUCAACUAACUUGUGUUUUAAUCGAAAUAAUGGAAUUCAUAUUUUAUACAGCGAAAUAUCUAUCGUCACGAGUAUCGGCACGAUCUUCUUCGACAAUUCUGUGCGAAUUUCUGUGUAGAAACGAACAGAAACAUAAAAUGUGUAAGAUGAAUUUAAUUAAGUAUUUAAUCUCUUUCUGUUUUUUUUUUCCUUUUUUUUUUUUUUCCUUUUUUUCUUUCCUUUUUAAUUAUUAGCACAGAAAUAUCAGAAGCAUCACGAUGUCGAUACAAUCAGAGAAAAGAAAAAUUAAAAAUUAAAAAUGAAAAGAAAAAAAAUAUAUAUAUGAAACAGUCUUAACAGCACUUGAUCGACGCUCAAUAAACGUUGAUGAACGAGAGAAAUUUUGUACUUUCUUGCGUUCACUCGACGUUUCGAACGUUUGUAAGUACUUGCAUAUUGUGUGGAUUGUGUUCUCUUUCUUUCUCGCUUUUUUCUUCUUCUUUCUUCUCAUUGUUUUUUUUUUAUCUCUUACUUUUUUCCCUCUCUCUUACAAAAGAUCCGUGAAAAGGAAAAAAAAAAAAAAUCGUGGAGCAGUAGAGAGUGCCAUCGACGAGAGAGAAAUCGAACGAAGCGUUGGACAAGCGAUUUCGACUCGUGUUCUCGAAGCUGUAUCUUCUUCGAUCGGCGAUCGAAAGAGAAAUUAUUAUGAAUUCUAUUUUCACCUAUCUUGUAACUUAAACCGUCUCGUUCCUUCCAUAUCUGAAGAAGAUAUAAUUCGAAACGAGUUAAUUUUUUGAAAUUAAAAGAAGAAGGAAAGAGAAAUGAAAUAAAAAUUUUUUGAAUCGAAAGAAAAUUCGUCCAACGCUUUGAUCAACCUAAUCUAAUACGAUAAAGUUACGAUGAUGAAAGCAUCGGUCGCAUCGUUCGUACAGGAAGUACCUAUUUCUAAUGAUAAUAAUAAUAUUAAUAAUAAUAAUAAUAAUAAUGAUAAUUAAUAACUUAUGAUAGAGAGUGCGACUAUUUGAAUGAUCAUUUUGAUGCAUACUACUAUCAACCGUCACAGACGCACGUUGUGGCGAGCCACGGUGUGAUGAUCCUAAUUAAUCAAUGCCCGAUAGUACGAAUUUAACGGUCUAACAGUAAUUACGGGACGAUCAUGUACACGAAAAAUGAAAAUAAUACUUCAAAUCCGCAAAUUAUUCGCAAGAUCGUUGAUACGAAACAGAACGCUCUAUAUAUAAUGUAUACAAAUAUCGAUCGAUAACUGCGAAUCGAAACAGAAAACAGAACAUUCUUAUCGAUCGAGUCACAGGCGACGGAUGUUCAGGGUACGAAUAUAUUCGAGAUCUGUUCUCGAGAAUAUUUUCUAAUCGAAUGGACAUCGAAUCGAAAGUACGAUAAUCAUUUUCAACGCUGUGUCCAUUUUCGAAAAAAAAUGUUCUUUUCGAGAACAACUCUCAAUAGAUUUAUACCCUUAGUAAAAAGAA
Molecule: messenger RNA, 7315 nt
Organism: Apis dorsata (giant honeybee)
Lineage: Eukaryota; Metazoa; Arthropoda; Insecta; Hymenoptera; Apidae
Gene: SERCA
Product: calcium-transporting ATPase sarcoplasmic/endoplasmic reticulum type
Exons: 14
Coding region: 646-3702 (1018 amino acids)
Biological process (GO): calcium ion transmembrane transport; intracellular calcium ion homeostasis
Cellular component (GO): membrane
Molecular function (GO): ATP binding; P-type calcium transporter activity; ATP hydrolysis activity
Source: RefSeq, a predicted model, not a curated record